UCAUCUUUUUUCUUUCCUUUGUUAGUCAUUCAUAUAUAGUGUCUUAGAAGAAACAUGUCCGGAAAAGAUAAGCAUAUAACUACAUUGGAGCAACUACAACAUGAGCACCCACUUAAACUUGUAGAUUUGCUACCAAACUAUCCAUUAUACAAAGAAUAUAAUGAUGAUGAUAAUGAUGAUGAUGAUGAUGACGAUGAAGAUGAUGGCACAAAAUGGGAUUUUUGUAGUGUGUGUAAUCUUUGUGGGCAAGAAGUUAAUUUGUACCAACGGUAUUAUUACAAAUGUAGCCGCAAUUCAUGUCACUACCUUCUCCACAAAUGGUGUAAAGAGCUUCCUAAAACGAUAAGUCUUAGAUCACAUAGUUGUUUGGGUACUCUUACCCUUUGCAAUAUAUUGUACAAGUGGCGUUGUGAGAUUUGCAAGGCUCGUCUUGAGCCAAAUGAAAGUGUUUUCAGGUGUAUUAAUAGAUGUUAUUUUCACGUAGAUGUUAAGUGUGUCAUUGCAUCACUAGAAAAUAGAAUCAUCUAUCAUCCAAGCCACCCACACCCACUAGCCUGUGUUACAUAUGAACCAAAUUUGUACCAUUGUGAUGCUUGUGGGGUGAAACAUAUGGGUAAUGUGUAUCAUUGUACUACAUGCUUUAACUUCUUCGUCCAAAGUGAUUGUCUUUUCUUGUCCAAAAAGAAACUCACCACUCAUCAUACUCACCCACUCAUCCUUUCUUAUACAUUCUCAUGGGAACAUCAAAAAACUGAAUUUUAUCCGACCUGUAGGAUAUGUAGGGGAAGUUUUCACAAUGAGACUCUCUGGAUUUAUAAAUGCGAGAAAUGCAGGUAUUAUGCUCAUCUAGAUUGCGUAAAAUCAAAAGGAGACCAAUUAAUCUCUGGGCUUGGAGAAUCUAGUAAAAAUUAUGAAGAGAGUGAUUACCAAAAUAUCCUUAGUCUCCCAUUCCAAGAUCAAACUGAAAGUAUACAAAAAUAUUUUUUUUCUAAAAAAACCUCAUCUUUCAAGACCAAUGAAGAUAAACUAUUGAACUAUAAUAGUCACCCACUACGUCUAAUCUACACACAACCUAGCAAUGAUAAUACAAAGGAGGCAUCUACAUCGUCUUGUCAUAACCCAAGGGAAAGGAUUGAACUAUUAUGUGACGCAUGUAUGAGACCAAUAAUGAGUAUGCCCUUUUUCCAGUGCAGUGAUCAAGGCUGCCCAUUUGUUUUUCAUGAAUGGUGUACUCGUUUACCCUCGGAGUUUCAUAAUCACCCUGGUCACCCAGAACAUACUCUCAUUCUUAUACCAAAAGUCCAAGGUAAAUGCUUUGGUGUAUUUAAUUGUCGUGUUUGCAGGCUUCCUUGUAACGGAUUUGCUUAUGGUUGUGAAAGAUGUGAAUACUACAUAGAUGUUACUUGUGUAUUCAUACCCAAAGAGAUCACACACGAAGCUCAUCCAAAUCACCUCUUUUUUAGAGUUCAGUUCGAAGAUGUUGAUCAUCAGUGUCUUGCAUGUUUACAAUCUUGUCACUUAAGACCAUUUUCAUAUAAAUGUCGCACAUGUGAAGACGUUUAUCUACAUCCAGAAUGUGCGUUGUUUUUACCGAAGAAAAUCACGCACAAGUAUGACAAACACGAAAUGAUAUUGAGCUACAACCCAGUUGAGAACCACAAGAGUGAAUACUUUUGCGAAAUUUGUGAAGAGAAAUUCGACCCCAAGAAAUGGUUCUAUCAUUGUUAUGAUGAGUGUGCCCAGUCUAUGCAUUCUGCGUGUGCUCCGUUACUUAAUAAUGAAAAAGAUGUCUAUUUUUAUUUUCAAAAAGGGGUUCAUGAGUAUUUGAAUAUAAAGUUUGGAAGUGUACUUGAUGACACUAGAGUUCACUCGCAUCCGAUGGUAUUUGCUCAAGGGAUCGAUGAAGGAGGGUGCCAAUGUGGACAUUCAGUGAAGUAUUCAAUGGUAUUUAAAUGUUUGCAGUGCAAGUAUGAAACUCAUUAUAGAUGUGUAUUCGAAUAUCCAAAUGUUGUUUUCAAUAUUUUAUGA
Messenger RNA from Erigeron canadensis, 2028 nucleotides. RefSeq lists its product as uncharacterized. The record is from RefSeq and is a predicted model, not a curated record. NCBI's taxonomy places the organism in Eukaryota, Viridiplantae, Streptophyta, Magnoliopsida, Asterales, Asteraceae. The coding region runs from base 55 to 2028 and encodes 657 amino acids. The transcript has 2 exons.